Chara braunii is the source of this 529-nucleotide messenger RNA. The record is from the annotation of a GenBank genome assembly. Lineage: Eukaryota; Viridiplantae; Streptophyta; Charophyceae; Charales; Characeae.
UUCGUCCCUCCCUCCCUCCAUCCCUCCUUCCCUCCUUCCCUUUGUCCCUCAGUCCCUCUAUCCCCCCAGUCCAUAUGUCCAUCCAUCCAUCCAUCUAUCCAUCCUUUCAUCCAUCCUCGUUGUCCUCCUCCUCCUCCUCCUCCUCGUGCAUGAAUGGAUUUACGACAUCCGUCGAUUUCGAGGACGAGGAGGAGGAAGAGGAGGAGGAGGAGGAGGAGGAGGAGGAAGACAAGGAGGAAGAGGAAGAGUGGGAAGACGAGAAGGAAGAGGAGGAGGAAGAGGAGGAGGAAGUCGAGGACGAAGAGGAGGACGAGGAAAAGGAGGAGGAGGAGGAGGAGGAGGAGGUGAAAGACAAGGAGGAGGAGGGGGGGGAGGAAGAGGAGGAGGAGGAGGUGGAAGAAGAGGAGGAGGAGGAGAAGGAGGAGGUCAAAAGGGAGAAGGAGGAGGAGGUGAAAAACGAGGAGGAAGAGGAAGAGUAGAAAGAGGAGGCUCUCCUUCACGACAGGUAAAGGAGGAGCAGCUCCCGGCG